UAAUAACUAUGUUAUUAUUUACUGGACGAUGUUUGUGACAACCAAACCCGGGCUUGGGCAGCAAAGUCUCUCGCCCUCCGAGAAGUCAGAACCCGGCAAGGUCGGCAGCGGCAUGGCAUGGCAUCUGGACCCCGUCGUCUGGCCAUCUUACUUUAUCAAGUCUAUUAUUAUAUUAUUAUUCAGAGGCUUUGUGCUGUUAUCAAGGCCGCCGUGUCGGCGCUAGUUAUUUAACUAACUGGCGAGCUACGGUGGAAGGGCGUUUUAGCAGCCUUGGACGGAACUUUAAUCCAACACCCCCCCCCCAUCUCCAUCUCAAUCCGCCGGAAACAUCAGGGGGAAAGCUGGAGCAAGCUGGAUGGACGCUGGAUGGGAUAACUAGCUGGAUCGAUAAUAAUAAUAUCCGCAGUAUCAAACCAAACCAACCCAUAACUAACUUAACUAGUUAUGUUACCCCGCGCUCCGCAGCCGUGAAAAAGCUUCAAGCUCACCGAUCAUGCAAUCAUGCAAUCAUGCAAUCGCCUGUGUUCACCGUGAUCAACAUCCACAGACAGCUGCCAACUAGCCAACCGUCCACGGUUCGGAGACAGUUUUGCUUUUUUGAGCAACCAGCCGGCGUCCUGUGGCACCUACCGGCACCGGCACUGGCCAGCCAUCGCAUCGCAGUAGAAAACAUAGCUAACUUUACGUUACUUAGUUAACUAUGAUGAUGUCACGAGCUGUGGACUUUAAUCCAAAACAUGCGGACAUAUGCCAUCAGCAUGCCUAUCCCUGCAAUUGCUAUAGAUAGGAAUGCAGAAUAGUAACUAGCUAUAUAUCUCCUGAAAAUUAACGAACGCAGGAACAGAUUAAUUCAAGAUCCCUCUAUUAAUUUAUUUCUCUUCAUCAAACCAAAGCCAGCAAUCCCCUCAUUCCACAGAUCAUCCAAAACUGCUAGCAGCAGCAUAUUUACGCUUCUUCAAUUCGACAAACAAACACCCAAGCACCGCUCUACAACUUAUGCAAAAUGUCGAAGCUCAUCACCGUUUUCGGCGCCACUGGUAAUCAGGGUGGCUCCGUGAUCAGAGCCAUCCUCGCCGACCCCACGCUGUCCAAGGAGUUUAGAAUCCGGGGCAUCACUCGCGAUCCCUCCAAGCCUUCCGCACAGGAAUUGGCGAACCAAGGGGUUGAGAUGAUGAGUGCGGACAUGAGCUCCGUGUCUUCCCUCACCCCAGCCCUCGAAAACGCCCACACCGUCUUUCUCGUCACCAACUUCUGGGAAUCCGCCAAGGAGGAGGUCGAAAUCGCCCAGGGCAGAAACGUCGCCGACGCCGCUAAAUCCGCCGGCGUCUCCCACCUCAUCUUCUCCUCGCUGAUCAACGUCACGGAGGCCACAAACGGCCGCCUGCCGAAUGUGAGCCACUUCGACAGCAAGGCAAAUGUUGAGAAGUAUAUCCGGACCAUCGGGGUGCCGGCCACGUUCGUGUUGCCGGGGUACUUUAUGAGCAAUUUUGAGACCGCGUUGAGGAAGGGGCCCGAUGGGGUGUUUACGUUGAACAUGCCCGUGAGCGAUAAGGCGCAGUUCCCGCUGUUCGAUGUUGUUGGUGAUACGGGAAAAUUCGUGACCGCCGUCAUGAAGAAAUACCCCGCCACCCUCGGCAGAGACAUCUACGAGGCUACCGACUACUACACCCCAAGCCGCAUCGUCUCCGAAUUCACGGAAGUAACAGGCUACCCAGCCAAGGCGGUCCAGAUUACCCCUGAACAAUACAAGUCCUUCAUGCCCCCGCACGCCGCACAGGAAGUUUUGGAAAACCAUCAACUGCUAGAGGGACCCGGGUACUUUGGCGGCGCAAGUUUGGGUGAGAGUCUUGCGCUGUUGGAGCAGAAACCGACUAGUUGGAAGGGGUUUGUAGAGAGGGCGAAGAGUUACGCUUGGAAGUAAUGAGAGGGUGGGUGCUGAGUUCAGUAGGCUGGGGAAAAGUCAUUUGAUUUUUUUUAACCUUUCAAGUAACUAUAAUACUGAUGUACGCUUUAGUUGUGGAUGGUUUAUUUUCAGCUGUAUAAAAUUGAGGAGGAACUCCUCUCUGACUUGAGUACAUACUUAAAUAGGCAUUCGUCGAUUAUUGACAUAAAUUAAUGGAUUUAAUAUAUCUAAAUACUUAUAUCCCUUUUCUGAACCAACCCCCUCAAUCAUCAUUAACAUACCUCUCAAAAACAUCCCCAUAAAACCUUUUCCCAACAUCCCGGUGACUCCUUACCUUCGUCCUCAGCUGCGACUCACCCCACGUAUCAUACUCCCCCCUCAAAAACGGCGAAUCAAUCCCCCUCCCCUCCUCAGACUCUCCCCCGUCACCACCACUACCACCCAACAAACCAACCUCCCAAAACUCCUUCAGCCUCCCCAGCGCCUCCUCCUUUGUCAAAUUCCCCCUCACCCCCUGGAAAAACGGCACGCUAAACCUCUCCGCCGACCCAGGUUCCAUAACCACCCGGUGCGUCGUGGCCUUGCACACCCCAUUCGUAACAACCUCAAACGCCUGCCCGAUAUUCACCACGAACGUGCCCGGCACGCAGGGAACGUCGAUCCAGCCGCCGGCUUUAUUCAGCGCCUGCAGCCCCUUCACGGAGGGCGGGGAGGCUUGAAGGAGGAACGUCCACCAGCCCGAGGAGUCCUUGUGCGGGCCGACGCCUUGCGUGGGUGUUUCGCCGGAAUCGGCGGUGGGAGCAGUGGUGCCCGG
Molecule: messenger RNA, 2717 nt
Organism: Blastomyces gilchristii SLH14081
Lineage: Eukaryota; Fungi; Ascomycota; Eurotiomycetes; Onygenales; Ajellomycetaceae
Product: NmrA family transcriptional regulator
Exons: 4
Coding region: 1004-1921 (305 amino acids)
Source: RefSeq, a predicted model, not a curated record